This is a messenger RNA of Dicrocoelium dendriticum, 346 nucleotides long. The record is from the annotation of a GenBank genome assembly. NCBI's taxonomy places the organism in Eukaryota, Metazoa, Platyhelminthes, Trematoda, Plagiorchiida, Dicrocoeliidae.
UUAGAAAAUGCUGUAUACCCGGCUACGAAAUUCAGAUCAACUCUGGAUGCUUAUUCUCAGCGUACUCUCUGUUUUCUCCCACGCUGGCAGUAUUCCUGAGGACCACUGGUCUGCACAUGAAAUGGGCGAGUUGCGUGACAAUAACCAGUACCCUAACGAGAUAUUGUCUUCUGACUCAACAAGGCACCGUCUUUCCAUCGACAAUACGAAACGCACAGUUCGCCGGGGAUAUGUUACCCAACGAAGACAUAUGCCAGGUUCAUUGUGGCGAUGGCCACCUAAUUGGCGUCUGCUGUUACAUUAUUAUCACGACAUGCGUGCAAAGCGUGAUGAUCUCGGAUGGUAG